GGUUACGGCUGUGAGAGAGCUCGUCAUCUUUGUCUUUGCUGUUUGCAGCUAAAGCCGCUUACAAUUUGCCACUCGGUUCUGGUUUAUAACAUCGUCGAUGUUAUGAAAAAAUAUUAAAAUCGCUGGGAAUUAAUUGGCAAAAUAAAAGUUUUUAAUUUGGCCAAAUAAGGAAUACAUCCUUUGGUUUUGCUAAAGUGUCGACGAAAAGUACCCGAUACCAUUUUAUUGUUGUGGUGUUAAUUGUGCUCAAGUAAAAGUCAACGCGUGGCUGAACGGCUUUGGUUAUGUGCUAGGUAUUGUUAUAACAACCUGUGAUUUUGAGUGGCAUUUUUGGAUUAUCUUGUGUCGUGUUGGUUUGGAAAAAUAAUAGUAAUUAAGCGGCCGUUUUAACAUUCGAUGGAGUAUUGAAAAGAAUUGGAUACUGCGAAAAAAUUGACCUCAAUACUAGUCCAUUGUACUGAAUAUAUGUUGAAAUACUUGGCAGGAAUAUAUAUUGUUUGUAAUUGAUCUGGAAUAACCGCUCGAGUCAAAUAUGAGUUACAACAUUAGCACAUAUUACAAAAAGGUAGAGAAGGAUCGUAGUAAUGAAAUCUCUGCUGUAAGUCCUAAUCAGAGCGAGCAAUCUAAUGGCCACAAGAGCAAAAGUGGCCACAAGAGCUAUAAAAUGCACAAUACCUCAACACAUCGUCAAAGCAAACUGCCUUAUAGUAUAGAAAAUCGUAGAAAAAUUGCAACAGUUGAUGAGAACUGCAACGCAACGCCAAUUUAUGCAACGUCCUCUUGGUUACAGCCAGCAACAACAUCAAGAGCAGCACAAUAUAAACACUUGUUAGAGGCCUCACCGUCAAAGUCUACAGUUACAACAUUGGAAACUACUGAUAUAUCAGCGAUUGAAGUGCCGUCAUCUACGUCACCAUCAUCUUCGUCUAUCGAUUCGGUCUUGUUACGCGGCUGGUCUCCAGUGCCGACCACAUCGACAGAUACCUCACAUUGGUUUGCCAAAAUGAAUAAUCGGAAAGAUAUCAGGAAGCGUAAGAGACAGGAGUCAGUUAAUGAAGCGCAAGAUGAUCCUGACCUUGGCUGCGAUCUACCGUCGGCUAAGCGCAAGCAAACACUACCCUCGCCCUACACAAGUGAUGUCAGUUCAGUGGCGUCAUCGGUGUAUCCAUCGCCAAUAGAUGUGUUCUCUCAUGAAAUCGACACGCGCAGUUCAUGCGACUAUCUCUCGGCAGGCACCGACUUCGAGGCCACCGCGGAUUGCAUACCCGACAGUCCGAGCAGUUUACGUCCAGACGAUGAGACUGUUGACGAUGAUGAAAUUGUAUCUGCAACGACAUCACCAUCAUCGGAAUGUUCGAGGAGUUGUUCCAAAGAUGCCCGUCACUUGUACGGCAUACACGCCGUUACCCAAUUAGGCGAACGUACGCCUGGCCAAAUUACUCAAAACAUUACAAAUGUCGAAACAAAGUUGUCGAAGGCUUACGACGACUACACGGGCACACCAUACAACUGUAUGACACCGGCCGCGGAACCAGAUGAGUUGCGACAAUGUCCUUUACCGGCGUUAAGUUGGGCCAAUGCGUAUGAUGUUUGGCAGCUUAUGUGUAAGAAGGAUCAAGAAGCAGCGCGCUUGCGCUCGGGUUCAAUGUUGGAGCGACAUCCCAGCCUACAGCCGCGUAUGCGUGCCAUCCUGCUCGAUUGGUUGAUUGAGGUGUGUGAGGUAUACAAACUCCAUCGAGAAACCUAUUAUUUGGCUGUGGACUACUUGGACCGUUAUCUGAGGGCGCAAAAGAAUGUACAAAAGACACAUCUGCAGCUGAUUGGCAUCACAUGUCUUUUUGUGGCUGCAAAAGUUGAAGAAAUCUACCCGCCCAAAAUUGGUGAAUUCGCUUAUGUGACGGAUGGUGCAUGCCAGGAAUCAGAUAUAUUGCAGCAUGAAGUGCUGCUACUACAAACGCUCAAAUGGAGCAUAAAUCCAGUUACACCAAUGGGCUGGUUAGGCGUCUACAUGCAGUUGAAUGUGAACAACCGGACACCGGCAUCGUUUAAGCGCAACACAACCAAAACCAAAUCAACGACGGCAACAGACGAGACAGAUAAGAAUGAUGCCUUUAUUUACCCGCAAUUUUCCGGAAUGGAGUUUGUACAAACUGCGCAAUUAUUGGACUUAUGCUCACUGGAUUUGGGUAUUGCCGACUAUGGCUAUUCCAUUAUUGCUGCUGCGGCCAUGAGUCACACCUUCAAUAGAGAGAUUGCGCUUCGCUGUUCGGGAUUCGAUUGGCAAACGAUUGAGCCAUGCGCGCGCUGGAUGCGACCAUUUUUCGAAGUGGUACGAGAAGAGUCUAACUACCUGCCCAUGUUGGAGCAAAAUGAACAACUCACAAAUCGUUUCGGUUUGGGACAUAUAUGCCCCAAUAUUAUUACCGACGAUUCGCAUAUAAUACAGACACACACUAUAUCAAUGGGCAUGUUUGAUCGCACUGCACAGUUACAAGAGCUUGCUUUGGCAACUAAAAACCGCACGGAGGCCUCUCCAGCUACCGGUUUAUUAUGCCCGGAUGGUUUGCUGACGCCACCGGCGUCUAGUCGAAAACCGGUCGAUGCGACAGAUGUCGAUGAAGAUCACGAUCCGAAUGCCGUUCAACGGUUGAAAAACACCACCAAUGCAACAUGUAAAAACUCAUUAGCCAAAUCUACAAACUCAGCAAUUGAAGUUGAAGUCAGUGCAGAAAAACAUGUGCUCACGUAAACCUCAAGUAAAAUAAUACAUAGUAUAUAUAACUUAAAACAGUCUAAUCAAGUAAAUUAUUCAAAAUAUUAUAAAUACCACAAAUUACACGUUUAAACGUUUAGCAAAAUUAAAAUUAAUUUUAGUCAUUAAUGUAGUAGUCAAAUAAAAACGGAAAUAAUUUUAAUGUUUCUAAGGCUUAUAUUUAAACAACUAAAAUACCAUGUAAAUAAUAUUAAUAUUAACACACUUAAAGUAAUUAACUUUAGCGAGCCGUUGAUUUUAGAGUUAACUUUGCUUGCGAACAUAUUUUAGAGCAAAUGAUAAAUGUGCCGUUUUUAGUUGUUAUUGUUUCAAGUAGCUGAUGUCUUAAAUAUAUAGUAUAUCUACAAUUUUAUGGUGCACAGCAACCGCUAUAAAGAUCACAUUCAAAUGUAAAAGCAGUGAAGUAAAGAAAAAAUUUAUAUAAAAUCACGUGUGUGGAAUCUGAAUCAUUUCAUAAGCUUGAGCAACCAUCAAAAAUAACAUGUACUAACAAAUCAUCUUUCCACAAGAUUUUAGGUUCACACUUUCUUUUACUAACACACUAACAUAGUUUGUUAUAAGUUGAGGGACACAUAUACCCAUCGCUUUCAUGUUUCAGCAAAUCGUAGAAAUCAACUGUGUGAAAAUCACUCACAUUUCAAAAUCAGCAUCAUUUGAAACCAUGGAAAUUAACAUAUUAACUAGCAAAUCAUAUUUCCACAGUAUUUCAGGUCAUUAUUUCUUUAUUAACUCACUAACAUAGUUCGUCAUAAGUUGAGGGACACAUAUUUUCAUCGAUUUCAUGUAUUGCUUUAUGACUUUCACACACACACACACACACACACACACAUAUAUAUUUAUAUCUUUCAAACACAGAUUUUAUUGUAUAACUUGUAUAACUGCUAUCCAACAUCAACUAUCGAAGACGCGAAUAUCUCAUAAUUACAUAGUCAUAAUAUUGUAACAUUCCAAAAACUACAUUCGAUGAAAAGUUUGAAAUUUUCCUCAGUUAUUUCAUAAAUACAUAUAAAUUUACGUCUUUCAUAGCUGAUGUUAUGCAACCAUAUUUUGUAAAUCGACACAAGCUAAUUAAAGGUGCAUAAAUAAAAGGCUCAAACAAAAACUGAACUGAACUGUUAAGGUUUAAACCAGCAUAUGCAAAUAGCGAAAUAUAAAUAGUUUUUUAUUAUAUGGAAAAAGGCAUGAAGAAAGGAGACUUUCUGUUAUUUUCCGCUGUUAAGUGUAAGAAUAACCAAUGAAUUUAAAAAAGUAAAGUACGCUGAUAAACGCUAUCUAUCAUCGGACUGUACCAAAUCUGUUUAAGGAUUUAAGCACGACACAUCGUUGCUUCAACUUGUUGCAUGAAACCUAUGCAUGUAAAUAGGAAAAAUAAUCUAAAAUAGUUUGUAAGUUAUUAAACUAUUGUAUAUAUACUCUUUUAAGCUAAGAUACAAAAAACUCUACAAAAAUUUACUAUUUGCUUAACAGCUCAUUCUGUGCGCUUUACCCAUUUAUAUAAUAUAUACAUACAAUUUUUGAA
This is a messenger RNA of Zeugodacus cucurbitae (melon fly), 4292 nucleotides long. Its product is annotated as G1/S-specific cyclin-E. The transcript is spliced from 6 exons. NCBI's taxonomy places the organism in Eukaryota, Metazoa, Arthropoda, Insecta, Diptera, Tephritidae. Gene Ontology annotation, cellular component: centrosome; cytoplasm; nucleus. The record is from RefSeq and is a predicted model, not a curated record. Bases 533 to 2749 code for a protein of 738 amino acids. Gene Ontology annotation, biological process: G1/S transition of mitotic cell cycle; regulation of cyclin-dependent protein serine/threonine kinase activity. Gene Ontology annotation, molecular function: cyclin-dependent protein serine/threonine kinase regulator activity.